Messenger RNA from Vicia villosa (hairy vetch), 1539 nucleotides. RefSeq names its product inositol 3-kinase-like. Lineage: Eukaryota; Viridiplantae; Streptophyta; Magnoliopsida; Fabales; Fabaceae. Gene Ontology annotation, biological process: myo-inositol hexakisphosphate biosynthetic process. The transcript is spliced from 2 exons. Bases 201 to 1322 code for a protein of 373 amino acids. The record is from RefSeq and is a predicted model, not a curated record. Gene Ontology annotation, molecular function: kinase activity.
AGCCUUUCUAGAUUGACACCUAAAUCUCAUUCUGGCGCGCGUCUUUAUUCCCUCAAACCUCACCAUCAUUACAAUUCAUAUUACAUACAUACAUUGAAUCAUUCAUCAACUCUUUUUUUCUUCUUCUUCUUGCAUGCAUUUUACAAACUCAUCAUCAUUCUAAAUAUAAAACCUUCCAUGAUCCCCAAAACGCCGUCGUAAUGGUCACAGAUUCCAAACCCAUUCCCCACCACCGUGGCCUCAUUGUCGGUAACUACUGCCACGACAUCCUCCUCCACAACAACCUCGUAAUCGCCGAAACCCUCGGCGGCGCCGCCUCCUUCAUCUCCACCGUCCUCGACGCCCUUUCUCUCCCCUUCCACCUCGUCUCCAAAGUCGGCCCAGACUUCUCCCACGCCGCCCUCACAACAACCCACCCACCUCUCGUCGUUCCCUCUUCCCAAACCACCCUCUUCCACGCCCACUUCGGAUCAAAUCACCCCGACCGGAUUCUAAACCGGGUCACAUCAUGUGACCCGAUAACCCCAUCCGACCUUCCAACCGGGUCGAUGUUCCAAUUCGGAAUGGCGGUUGGAGUCGGCGGGGAGAUUCUCCCGGAGACGCUGGAAAGAAUGUUGGAUAUCUGCGAUACGGUGUUUGUUGAUAUUCAGGGUUUGAUUCGGAGAUUCGAAGACGACGAUGGACGCGUGAGGCAUGUGGGGUUGAAGGAAAGUGGAUUCGUUCACCUUUUACCGAGGGUUUCGUUUUUGAAAGCUUCUGAGGAUGAAGCUUCGUGUAUUGAUUUGGAGGAAGUGAGAAAAUGGUGUUGCGUGAUUGUCACGCAUGGGAAAGAUGGGUGUGAGGUGUUUUGUAGAGAUGGGUGUUUUAGGGUUGAUCCGUUUGAGGCUUGUCAGGUUGAUCCUACUGGUGCUGGUGAUUGUUUUCUUGGCGGUUUUGCUGCUGGGAUUGUGCAGGGGAUGGGUGUUUAUGAUGCUGCUUUGUUGGGGAACUUUUUUGGUUCUUUGGGUGUGGCGCAAGUCGGACCGCCCGAGCUUGAUUUCGCAUUGGUUCAGAUGGUAAAGGAAGAGAUGCACAAAAGGAAGGUGCAUGACUCUCCUAACUCCGGAAAAACAGACGAGCAGCUUGUGUUCCGGAAGCCACGAGAUCAAAAUCAAUUUUAUACAUCUCUUGUUACUGCCAAAAACAUAAUUACGUGUCCCAUUCAAGAAAACGGGCGGAAUCUGCUCAGCUCUACGAAAGCGAUGGAGCAAAGUAAUGGAAAGACAGGAGUUGUACUAAAUUCUGUCAAACAUGAACCAAUUUCAAGUGUUGACAGUGAAUAAUCCUAAUAUCAUGGGAUGAUUGUAGCUCAAAAUCUUGGUGCAAUUCCUCGACACCCUCUUUAGGAUCUCACUUUACUUGAAGUAAGCAAUAUUUCAUUUUAUGGUGUUUUUUGUACACCAAGUCUCAUGUGUAGCCUAAUUGUAGUUAAUAGCAGUGAUAAACUACUAAUGAAUUGUUCUUUGGAAAAAAAUAAAAAGAAAUUGAAAUUUUAAUCAA